CUCAUCUCCAUGGCGAUUUGGUUUCAUGAUUCCUAUCAAUUUAUACAUCCUUUGCCAUAUCCGCUUGGCCUCCAUCAGUUCAUGGUUGGUAGUUGGAAACUUGAUCCAUUCGUUCGACUGUGCAACUAUGCUGUUCACAACUCUAUCCACAGUCCGAGAUACCGUUGCUUGACUAAUACCAAGUUCCUGACCAAUACCUUGUUGAUGUCCAGGGUCACCGAGAUAGCGUAG
Acanthoscelides obtectus is the source of this 231-nucleotide messenger RNA. The record is from the annotation of a GenBank genome assembly. Lineage: Eukaryota; Metazoa; Arthropoda; Insecta; Coleoptera; Chrysomelidae.